AUGUUAAGGAAUAGAAAAUUAACAAAGAAGGAAGAGAAUGACGACAGUACCAAAGCAGAUAACGUGAUUCAGAGGAAGACGAAGAAGUUUAGUUCAUACAAAUUAAUUGUAUUUAUAUUUAUAAUCCGUCUUAUAAAUUCAUUUACAAUUCAAACAUAUUUUCAAGCAGAUGAAUAUUAUCAAGCACUAGAACCAGCUCAUAAUUUCAUAUAUGGCUACGGAUAUAUGACAUGGGAAUGGAAACAACAGCUCCGUUCUUCAAUCCAUCCAUUAAUCUACGCAUUGGGCUAUAAACUAGCAGGAGAGAAUGGUUUCUUGAUUCAUUCAAUACCAAAAAUUAUCAAUGCAAUAAUUGCAACAUCAAUAGAAUACAAUCUAUAUAAGUUUGUUGAGGUUUAUGAUUCAGACUAUGGAUUGACGACAUUGAUACUAUCUUUAUUGAAUCCUUUCAAUUGGUAUGUGAUUACAAGAUCAUUCUCCAAUAAUUUAGAAACAAUGCUCACUGUUAUUGCUCUUAGAUUUUGGCCCUGGGAUUACAAACUCAAAACAAGUAGUCGUUGGUUUAUCAGUUUGGGAGUUGGGUUGACUAGUUGUAUUAUUCGUCCUACGAAUAUUUUAAUUUGGUUACCAUUGGGUAUAUGGUUACUUUUGAAAGCUGAUCGUAUUACUUUCAAAUGGGUAUUGGUAUCGAUAAGUGAAGUUGUGUUAAUAUUAUGUAUCAACACAUAUCUAGACUAUUACUUUUAUCAAAAGUUGACAUUCCCAUUGUACAACUUCCUUGAAUUCAACGUGUUUAAGAACUUGUCAAUCUUUUACGGUUCUGCUCCAUGGCAUUUUUACAUUGGUCAAGCUAUACCAUUAAUGAUGAUGUUGUACCUACCGCUUAUGGUAUUUGGAAUCAGACUCAAUGUGUUGACAGUUACUAGCUUUAUCUACGUGGUUGGAUUUUCAUUAAUUGAGCAUAAAGAAUUUCGAUUUAUAUAUCCACUUCAACCAAUCAUGUUGUAUUUUUCUGCCAUUGGAUACCGGAAAUUAAAGCCAAGACGUUCAAUAAUAGCAAUUGCAAUAGUACUCAAUAUUUGUAUAGGUUUAUUUUUCACAUUGGUUAAUGAACGUGGAGUAAUUGAUGUGAUCCAAUACUUACAGAAACAACUACAACAAUCCCCAACUGAAAAAUCAAUUGGAUUCAUUACACCUUGUCAUUCAACACCAUGGCAAAGUCAAUUCCAUGAUGCAAAAUUAGACGCAUGGUUUUUAACCUGUGAACCACCUUUGCAUUUGGAUAAACCAUCAUCGGAAGAGAUUAGUAGUUAUCGAGAUGAAUCGGAUCAAUUUUAUGAUUCACCUUUAGAAUUUUUGCAAUUACAUUUAGGUAAUGAUUUACCAUAUCCUGAGUAUUUGAUAAUAUUUCAACCACUUGAGCAAUUAAUAGAUGAAAAUUUAGGAGAUGAGUAUUAUCAAUGUCAAAGAUUCUUUAACAGCUACUUCCAUUGGGAUAGUAGACGAUCUGGAGAUAUUAUAGUUUAUUGUAGGGACCACCGGGCCCAUGGUUAG
Molecule: messenger RNA, 1554 nt
Organism: Hemisphaericaspora subhashii
Lineage: Eukaryota; Fungi; Ascomycota; Pichiomycetes; Serinales; Debaryomycetaceae
Product: putative glycosylphosphatidylinositol-alpha 1,2 mannosyltransferase
Exons: 1
Coding region: 1-1554 (517 amino acids)
Biological process (GO): GPI anchor biosynthetic process
Cellular component (GO): endoplasmic reticulum membrane
Molecular function (GO): alpha-1,2-mannosyltransferase activity
Source: RefSeq, a predicted model, not a curated record